AUGAAAGGUGUGGAGGGGGAGGAGGAGAAGGAGGCAAACGAGGAUGGUGAUUCAGAGAUGACGAGUAAGUGCUUUGGGGAUGGGAGUGGGGAAGGGCGGAGCUUGGGCAGGGGCAAGAGGGGCGGCGGCGGGGGGGAAGCGCGUCGCCAGGGGAAGCGGGCGAAGGUUGACGUGGCGGAUGGCGUUGCGGAAGGCCAACUUACCCAAAAAGACCCUACGUGCUUCUACUGCCAAAAGGCGGCCGGUCAAGACGCGAAGGAUGAGCUCAUGUACUGCGCGGACUUCGACUGCAACCGCCGCGUGCACAUGAAGUGCUGCACCCCUCCGCUCAAGGAGCGGUGCGUGGACGCCGGCAAGGACACUGCGUGCGAGGACCCUUGCCUAGCCUGCGGGAGCAACGACCGGGACGACCUGAUCCUUGUCUGCGAUAGGGACAAGUGCUACAGCUACUUCCACUGCUACUGCCUGCCGCAGCCCAUGGACACGCCUCCGGAGGGGGCGUACGUGUGCCCGCUGUGCACGGGAGAGGAGCUGGAGAGAGGCCUGGUCAUCGCCAAGAGGUCUGGCGGAACCCGCCUCCCUCGCGUUGUCCCGCCCAGGAAGGUCAAGGACGAGAUUGAAGGGAAAAAGAAGCGGAGGUGCAGCUCGUGCUUGAUGGGGUGCGCGUCUCAGCCCAUGUGGGCUUGCGGCAGCGGGAAGGAGCUGUGCAAGGGGAUGUUGUUCCACCGCAAGUGCUUGGCGAGGGGCAAAGGUGCGCGGUGGGCCGGGGGGGG
This is a messenger RNA of Ectocarpus sp. CCAP 1310/34, 773 nucleotides long. The record is from the annotation of a GenBank genome assembly. Lineage: Eukaryota; Phaeophyceae; Ectocarpales; Ectocarpaceae.